AGUGUCGUGUCAGUGACGAGCGAUCCCGGAAGACUCGUAUUGUUAAAGCUGUCAGUGUGCAUUGAUACUACUUUCCAAAAUUAAGUAAUAUUUUCAGUUCAUUUCAUUCAGUAAUUUGAAUUAAACAUCAUGUCCGCUAGAAAUCCAGGAAUGGAACUUGAUCUUGGAUGGGUUUCGAAAGUCAGAGUCAACACUCAAGCUGUUCUUAAACGAGCUCAGCAGAUCCAGGGAAGCAAAGUGGCCAAAAAACAGUGGCAGGCUGCCUGGCUGCUGAAGGCCGUCACGUGCAUUGAUCUGACGACACUCGCUGGUGACGAUACACCUUCAAAUGUCCAUCGACUCUGCAUGAAGGCCACACAACCGAUCCGGCAUGAUCUGCUAAAGAGCAUGGACAUGCACGACAAAGGAAUCACGACUGCAGCGGUAUGUGUGUACCCAUCACGGGUGGCUGAUGCUGUGAAGUCUCUUAAAGCAGCCAAAUCUAGUCUUCCUGUUGCAUCUGUGGCAACUGGUUUUCCUGCUGGACAAACUCCAUUGAAGACCCGUCUUGAGGAGGUUCAGAUGGCCGUGGAAGAUGGUGCUACAGAGAUCGAUAUUGUCAUAAACCGGACUUUGGCACUCACUGGGCAGUGGACAGCUCUCUACGAUGAGAUCCGGCAGUUCAGAGAGGCCUGUGGAGACGCCCAUAUGAAGACCAUCCUGGCCGUGGGAGAGCUGGGAACCUUCACAAACGUCUACAAGGCCAGUCUGGUGUCCAUGAUGGCAGGAUCCGACUUCAUCAAAACUUCAACUGGCAAGGAGUCCGUCAAUGCCACUUACCCCGUUGCCAUAGUAAUGGUGCGGGCCAUCCGUGACUACUACUUAAGGACAGGCUAUAAGGUGGGUUUCAAGCCCGCGGGAGGCAUCCGUACAGCGCAGGAGUCUCUGGUGUGGCUGACCCUAAUGAAGGAAGAGCUUGGAGACGAGUGGCUCAGUCCUCACCUUUUCCGACUGGGAGCGAGUAGCCUGUUAGCUGACAUCGAACGGCAGAUUUACCAUUACGUGACUGGACGCUAUCCUGCAUAUCAUGAACUCCCUAUGGCCUGAAUCUGUGCAAAAUCAUGGGAGAUUUGAACCAAUGAAAACUGUUCAGAUCAGCCAGUGACGUGAUGGAAAGAAGUCAUAUCUGUUUAUGAGGUCAA
This is a messenger RNA of Carassius carassius (crucian carp), 1181 nucleotides long. It is a transcript of the gene dera, whose product is annotated as deoxyribose-phosphate aldolase (putative). Gene Ontology annotation, biological process: carbohydrate catabolic process; deoxyribonucleotide catabolic process. Gene Ontology annotation, molecular function: deoxyribose-phosphate aldolase activity. Gene Ontology annotation, cellular component: cytoplasm. Lineage: Eukaryota; Metazoa; Chordata; Actinopteri; Cypriniformes; Cyprinidae. The coding region runs from base 130 to 1086 and encodes 318 amino acids. The transcript has 9 exons. The record is from RefSeq and is a predicted model, not a curated record.